Scleropages formosus (Asian bonytongue) is the source of this 1029-nucleotide messenger RNA. RefSeq names its product olfactory receptor 56B1-like. Gene Ontology annotation, molecular function: 2-oxoglutarate-dependent dioxygenase activity; olfactory receptor activity; methyltransferase activity. Gene Ontology annotation, biological process: G protein-coupled receptor signaling pathway. Gene Ontology annotation, cellular component: plasma membrane. The record is from RefSeq and is a predicted model, not a curated record. NCBI's taxonomy places the organism in Eukaryota, Metazoa, Chordata, Actinopteri, Osteoglossiformes, Osteoglossidae.
AUGACUGUCAACUUAAGGAAGACCCGAGUAGACCUCUCACCACUGCACAUCAACGGACCAACUGUGAGGAGAGUAAAAAGCUACAAGUUUCUUAGGGUGCACAUGACGGAGGACCUCUCCUGGACUCUAAACACCACCUGCCUAGCUAAGAAGGCCCAGCAAUGCCUCCACUUCCUACGGAGGAUGAAUACAGCCAAACUCCCCCCUCCCAUCGUCACCACUUUCUACAGAGGAACAAUAGAGAGCAUCCUGAGCAGCUGUCUCACUGUAUGGUAUGAGAACUGCACAGCUUCUGACCACAAGACCCUACAACGGAUUAGAGCCAGCAGUCCACCAAGGGAAUACAGAACAGCAGAUUUAAGUAGCAGGAGGUCGGAUGUUGUGGAGUACCGGGUGUUUUUGAAAGUGCCACACUGCAGCAAGAUGUCGGAAUAUGCAGCAAGAAAUAUCUCUCACACGGACUUCAUACUAAGUGGCUUCUCUGGAUCCAGAGAGUGGAAACAACUUCUCUUCAUCCCAUUUUUCCUCUUGUUUGUAAUGUCAGUCACUGCAAACUCCAUGAUUAUAUUUAUAAUCUUAUCGCACAGGGCUCUGCAUUCUCCAAUGUACCUGCUGAUUUGUGUGAUGGCUUUUGUUGAUUUGGUUAUACCAAUAUUCGUUGUUCCAAAUAUGUUUCUUAAUCUCCUGUUUAACUGGAACCAUAUAUCUCUGAUGGGUUGCCUGGUUCAGAUGUUCUGCAUUCACUUUUGGUCAGUGCAGACUACUAUCUUGCUGUGGAUGGCCCUGGAUCGUUUCUACGCCAUCUGCACUCCACUCCAUUACAAUGAACACAUGAGAUUCUCUGCAUUCCUGAAAUUUGUAAUUAUACCGAUGCUCAGAAAUGCAGUUUUCAUUUCAGCAAUAGUUGGCCUGGCUCGAUCUUUGUCAUACUGCCAGUCCAACGAGAUUAAGCACUGCUUCUGUGAACACAUGGCACUGGUCACCCUUGCAUGUGGUCCCAUAUAUGUUAACAAUGUUAAUAAAAAAUGA